Molecule: messenger RNA, 354 nt
Organism: Blepharisma stoltei
Lineage: Eukaryota; Ciliophora; Heterotrichea; Heterotrichida; Blepharismidae
Source: the annotation of a GenBank genome assembly
AUGCGACUGAUUUCCAUUUUCAUUAUAAUUGAAAUUAAUAUUAAUGAAAAAUUUUCACUCACUUGUGUUGCCUCAAUUAUUAUGCUAAGUUAUUCACAUUUUAUUAUUAAUCAAGGUUGCUCUAAGUCAUUUAUUAUCUAUGGAGAAGAAAAUUUUGUGACAAGCCAUUCUAAAGCCAUCCCAAUAAAUCAUCAGAAACUUGCAUUAAAAUUUAUAUGAAAUCAUAUUUUAUUUUUACAAAUACAUCAUCAUGGCUUUAUUACACAAAGAUCAAGCAAAGAGAGCAUCCAACCAUCAAGGCGAUUCAAUAUAAAAUCAUACAGUUUAGCAAGGCUCUCUAACUUCAACAAAUAA